Messenger RNA from Zea mays, 1713 nucleotides. RefSeq names its product Transcription factor GTE7. Gene Ontology annotation, molecular function: protein binding. The record is from RefSeq and is marked predicted. Bases 14 to 1369 code for a protein of 451 amino acids. Lineage: Eukaryota; Viridiplantae; Streptophyta; Magnoliopsida; Poales; Poaceae. The transcript is spliced from 3 exons.
GCCGGCACCGGCGAUGGCCUCCGCCCUACUGGCCGGACAGGGCGGGGCGCGCCACCACGGCUGGGGGGAGACGCGCGCCCCACUCGCGCCCAUACCUCCCAACCCUAACCCCAGCCAGCCCCACCCGCGCGCCGACGGGUCCAAGUCCAAGCCGCGGGCGGCAGCCUCCUCGCCGGCGGCCGGAUACGUGACGUUCCGCCCGGCGUCCCUGGGCCCGCGCGAGGCCCGCGCGCUCCGGGACCGCCUCGCGGGGGAGCUCACCCAGGUGCGCGCCCUCCUCUCCCGCAUCGACACCUGGCAGCAGCAGGGCCCGCCGCCCGCGGGGCUCCGCGGCGAGGUGCGGAAGCGGUGCGGGCAGAUCCUCACCAGGCUGCGCAAGGACAAGCGGAGCGUGUGGUUCAACGCGCCCGUCGAGGUGGAGCGCCUCGGCCUCCACGACUACCACGCCGUCAUCAAGCGCCCCAUGGACCUCGGCACCGUCAAGGAGGGCCUCGCCGCCGGGAGGUACGCCUCGCACGACGACUUCGCGGCCGACGUCCGCCUCACCUUCACCAACGCGCUGCGGUACAACCCGGUCGGCCACGAGGUCCACACCUUCGCUGGCGCCCUCCUCGCCUACUUCGAGAGGAUGUACAAGGAGGCGCUCGCCUGCUUCGAGGAAGACUGCAAACGCCCUGAGCCGCCAAGGCCAGUGCCGCCUGAAUUGACACCUCCACCCGCAGCUGAGCCUGUUGAGGCCAAGGUUAAGCCGAGGGCAGGGAAUGUGAGGAUGCGGAAGCCCAAGGCCAGGGAGCCUAACAAGAGGGAGAUGAGCCUGGAGGAGAAGAACAUGCUCAGGGUGGGGCUGGAGAGUUUGCCCGAAGAGAAGAUGCAUAAUGUGCUACAGAUUGUGCGCAAGAGGAACAACAAUCCGGAGAUGCUGGGGGAUGAGAUCGAGCUUGAUAUUGAUGAGAUGGAUGUUGAGACACAGUGGGAGCUUGAUCGUUUCGUAGCUAACUUCAACAAAGCGCUCAAGAAAUCUCAGCGUGCUGUGGUGAUGAAUGGUGGCGCCGCUGAUGUAACCAGUGCUGCUGUGGCUGAGAAUGACACUGCACCUGUCAGCAAUGUGCUUACGUUGGUUGACAAUGAUGAUGUGGAGAGAGAGAAACCUGUGAGGAGCGCUACAAUGGCUGAGCAGGUGGAUGAGUAUGUUGAUAUUGGGGAUGAGAUGCCAACAGCCACUUACCAAUCCAUGGAAAUCGAGAAGGACGCUGAAGGUGCGACUGGCUCUCGUGGUUCUGGCAGUGGCUCUUCGUCGUCCAGUGGUUCUGAGUCGAGGAGCUCAGGGGACAGUGCCUCAGGAGCUGGCAAUGCUCAUUCUUUGGCUUAACACUAGGAUUUGAAAAUUUGGAUGAUCUGAGUUCUGUUGUUGGGUGAUUUACGUAGAGCUAGUGGUAAUUGUAAGUAUGUAGCUGUUUCUGAGACGUGGGUGUGCGUAGGCUUCGAUUACACAGUUAGUAGUAGAUAACAAACUGGCUUUGUGGGUGUCUGUUAGCACCAUGUGUAUGUAAGCUGGUGGUGGAAGGUAUUGGGGUGUUAAAAGUAGUUGAUCGACCUUCUGGUAUGGAGGGGGCCAGGGCUAGUGUUUGUGUUCUUUGUAGUACAAUUGUUCUGGUGCAGACCUCUUAUGUAAUUAAUGAUUUGUGCAUGACAUUAAAGUAUGGUUGUAUAAGU